AUUAUCUUUCACAAAAAAUGUGGCCCUUUGAGUUGAGACUUUAGACGGGGGUUCCAAAAGGUCCCAUUUUUCAAAAUUUUCAUCUUGCUUUGCUGAGAGUCUAUCUGCCCGCUGCCGCCGAUUGCCGUCGCCGCUGCUCGUCGUCUUCAUCUGUGAGGAACCGUUUGAAUUGAGUUGCACAAUGCCAUCUCUCCAAACAGCAUUACCCCCUGAACUUGCCAACAACGCCAUCCGACUUUAUCGAGAGUGUCUACGACGAGCAAAAUACAUUGGCAGUAAGCAACAUAACACACAGCUUCUUGUUGGUAUGGUGAGGCAGCAGUUCAAAAAGCAUAUGCAUGAGACUGAUCCAGAUAAAAUUCAGAAAUUAAAGGAUGAUGCCGCGAGGGGGCUUAUAAAUCACAUGCUGCAUGAAUCUGAGAAGAUGACUGGCCGAAAAUUCAGCCAGGGUUCUUGAAAUCGCCUGCUAGCGAAAUAUCAAUGCAGAGACAAUAAAGACACUCUAAAUUUUGCCUAUUAAUGCUCAACUUUUUCUAAUCUACCUUUUUUGGACAGUAGUUUUUAGACUACCUUCUCCACAUCUUUGUUAGUUGAAAAACUGUAGUGUCUCAAUUGAUAGUCUUUAAAUGAUGAGUGUGAAGUGGGCCUUUUUGGAAUAAGCAAUUCAUUAUCAACGUGUUUGGAAUUUCAAUGUCUA
Messenger RNA from Solanum pennellii, 697 nucleotides. RefSeq lists its product as uncharacterized. NCBI's taxonomy places the organism in Eukaryota, Viridiplantae, Streptophyta, Magnoliopsida, Solanales, Solanaceae. The record is from RefSeq and is a predicted model, not a curated record. The transcript is spliced from 5 exons. Bases 182 to 457 code for a protein of 91 amino acids.